Messenger RNA from Magnolia sinica, 1741 nucleotides. RefSeq names its product autophagy-related protein 18b. The record is from RefSeq and is a predicted model, not a curated record. Gene Ontology annotation, molecular function: protein binding; phosphatidylinositol-3-phosphate binding; phosphatidylinositol-3,5-bisphosphate binding. Gene Ontology annotation, biological process: nucleophagy; protein localization to phagophore assembly site; protein lipidation. Lineage: Eukaryota; Viridiplantae; Streptophyta; Magnoliopsida; Magnoliales; Magnoliaceae. The coding region runs from base 178 to 1296 and encodes 372 amino acids. The transcript is spliced from 11 exons. Gene Ontology annotation, cellular component: phagophore assembly site membrane; extrinsic component of membrane; cytosol.
GGGGUUAUAUCGAAUCCGCGUCCUCGUUCGAGCGUGGAAAAGACUCGAGAGUUGCGAGAAAGACGAAACCAAACGUAAUUCCGAAACCAGAAGCCUGAAGAAGAAAGCUCGUUUUUCUUCCAUCUUUCUUUAUUUUUUCUUCUCUUUGUGACGCAAAAGGGCAGAACUUACUCCAAAAUGGCGAUUCAGUCCUCCUCUGCCUCUUCUAUUCUCUGCGCUUCCUUUAGUCAAGAUAACAGAGGCUUUUCCAUAGGCACGAAGGAUGGAUUCAAGAUCUUCGAUUCUGAGAGUGGAAGACUGUGCUACGAAAGAUCCAUUGGAGCAUUUAGUAUUGUGGAAAUGCUAUAUGGCUCAAGUCUUCUUGCUGUAGUUGGCGCAGGGGAGCAGCCAUCAUUAUCCCCACGUCGGCUUUGCUUGUUCAAUACUCGGACCGGAGCUGCAAUCAAAGAAAUGAAUUUCUUGACGUCAAUCCUUGCUGUUCGAGUAAAUAGAAAAAGGCUUAUUGUCAUAUUGCAAGAAAAGACAUACAUAUAUGAUCUAAACAAGCUUAAGAUGCUUGACGCAAUAGAUACCGUGCCAAAUACAAAAGGACUUUGUGCAUUUUCCCCUAGUUUGGAUGGUUGUUAUUUGGCUCUUCCAGCAAGUACUACCAAAGGGUCUGUUCUUGUAUAUAAUGUAAUGGAACGACAUUCACAUGGUCAGAUAGAUGCCCACCGCUCACCAUUGGCUGCAAUGGUCCUUUCUUCAAAUGGCAUGUACAUAGCAACAGCUUCUGAGCAGGGAACAAUAAUCAGAGUACAUCUUGUUUCACAAGCAACUGAGCAGUCGUAUAGUUUCCGAAGAGGGACAUACCCAUCAACUAUUUAUUCCCUUUCAUUUGGACCAUCUUUGCGACUUCCAGAUAUUCUUAUUGCCACAAGCUCUUCAGGCUCUGUCCAUGUCUUUUGCCUUGGGUUACUGAUAAAUCAAAGAAGCCAGAGGUCAAAUAGUCUGCUUGGCUCAAUGAUCCCCGACUCAAUAAGUGAUGCCUUCGAAUCCGCCCAUCACCAUGUGCGUCACAAUGCAGUCCCAGCAGGAGUCAAAAGCUGUGCAAUGAUUCACAGUGUGGAGAUAGUUACCAGUACCUCUCCAACAUCCCCAGCUACUGCUUCUAGGGUUUCUAUGUUCAUUAUCACCUACAACGGAUACUUCCAGGAAUACAGUUUAAGCAUUAGUCAGAUGAAUGAACCUUCUUGGAGUUUGGAACGCGAAUUCAAUUUAUUCAGAACAGCUUCAGAUACCAUGAUAGACUCAUAACCAGUUGGUAAGCAUUAUAGGCGUAUAACACGGCUGAAACAUACCAAAAGAAAUAGAAAAGAAGAAUUGAGGCUCUGUCCAGAAGCAUGCAUGAUCGAGCAGUUAAGAUUCUGAACUGCCGUCAUUUCAUCCCUCAGCUAUUGAAAUCAGCAUUUUCCUCAAACCCAUAUGUUGGUGUUCUCUAAAAGGAAAGGUUACAUUCAAGAGAAGUCCUGCAGGUUGCAGAUGCGAAGAGGGAUUAUUUACUAAUAGGGAGGCAUUUGUUCCAACCCCAUUUAUUUAAUGCAUGCACCACUUUUUUCAACUUCCAGUAGUAGAAGAGUACCAAAAGCCGAAAAUUGGGUGUAAAUAUCAUUUCUUAAUCCUUAGGUUUUGUGUAUCAAAUAACACGGCUUGUAAAUAUAAUUCCUAAUUAUUCUGUUUGAAAUGUGCAUAUUUCAAAUCA